CGCGCCAGAGGUCCGCCGAGGCGGCACCGCGUGGAGUCCCCAGCGGAAGCUUCUGUCCGGCCGUGGCAGUUCCGGAUCCUCCAGCCUGUGGCCCGCGGAACCCCCGAUGCCUGGGCGAGAUCUGGCUUUUGGAGACUUCUCCCAUCCUAAGCUGAAACUGCCCAGAAAGAGGACAUGGCUACUGAACAGAGGGAAGCAAGGUCUCGGGUGUCAGUGACGUUUGAAGAUGUGGCUGUGUUCUUUACACGGGAUGAGUGGAGAAAGCUGGCUCCUUCUCAGAGAAACUUGUACCAAGAUGUGAUGCUGGAGAACUAUAGUAACCUUGUCUCAUUGGCAGGACUCCCAUUUUCCAAACCCGAGGUGAUCUCCCUGUUGCAGCAAGGAGAAGAUCCCUGGAAGGUAGAGAAAGAAAGCCCUGGAGGCUGCUCUCUAGGAUGGAAGAACAGUUAUAAAACCACAAAGUCAACUCAAACGCAAGGUUCUUCAUUUCAGGAGCUGAUAAUGAAAAGAUCCAAAAGGAAUGGACCCUGGGGCUUCAAAUUAGAAAACCCCUGCAAAUAUGAAGACAGAUUGGAGAAAAAGCAGAAGAAAAAAGAAAGUGUUCAGAUAGUUUCAGUCACUCACAAAAAAAUCCUCACUGUAGAAAGAAAACAUAAAAAUACUGAAUUUGGCCAAAACUUCAGCCCAAAGUCAGUCCUUGUUAGGCAACAGAUGGUUCCCAGAGAAAAAAACCCACCAAAAUGUGAAAUACAAGGAAACAGCUUCAAACAGAAUUCCAGUUUACUUAAUCAACAAAAAAUCAACACAGCCGGGAAACGUUAUAAAUGUAGUAUGUGUGAGAAAACCUUCAUUAAUACUUCAUCCCUUCGUAAACAUGAGAAAAACCAUAGUGGAGAGAAAUUAUUUAAAUGUAAAGACUGUUCGAAAGCCUUUAACCAAAGUUCAGCUCUUAUUCAACAUCAAAUAACUCAUACUGGAGAGAAACCCUAUAUAUGUAAAGAAUGUGGGAAAGCCUUCACUCUCAGUACAUCCCUUUAUAAACACCUAAGAACACACACUGUGGAGAAAUCCUAUAGAUGUAAAGAAUGUGGUAAAUCCUUCAGCAGAAGGUCAGGCCUUUUUAUACAUCAAAAAAUCCAUGCUGGAGAAAACCUCUAUAAAUAUAAUCCAGGUAGGAAGGCAUCUAGUUGCAACACAUCCCUUCCUGGAUGUCAGAGAAUGAAUUCCAGGAAGAAGUCCUAUUUAUGUAAUGAAUGUGGCAAUACCUUUAAGUCUAGUUCAUCCCUUCGUUAUCAUCAGAGGAUACACACAGGAGAGAAACCUUUUAAAUGUAGUGAAUGUGGGAGAGCCUUCAGUCAGAGUGCAUCUCUUAUUCAACAUGAAAGAAUUCACACUGGAGAAAAGCCUUAUAGAUGUAAUGAAUGUGGAAAAGGUUUCACUUCUAUUUCACGACUUAACAGACACCGAAUAAUUCAUACUGGUGAGAAGUUUUAUAAUUGUAAUGAAUGUGGUAAAGCCUUAAGUUCCCACUCAACACUUAUUAUUCAUGAAAGAAUUCAUACUGGAGAGAAACCAUGUAAAUGUAAAGUGUGUGGGAAAGCCUUCAGACAAAGUUCAGCUCUCAUUCAACAUCAGAGAAUGCAUACUGGAGAAAGACCCUAUAAAUGUAAUGAGUGUGGGAAAACAUUCAGGUGUAACUCAUCCCUUAGUAAUCAUCAGAGAAUUCACACAGGAGAGAAACCAUAUCGAUGUGAAGAAUGUGGGAUAUCUUUUGGCCAAAGUUCAGCUCUUAUUCAACAUCGAAGGAUUCAUACAGGAGAGAAACCCUUCAAAUGUAAUACAUGUGGGAAAACUUUUAGACAAAGCUCAUCACGUAUUGCCCAUCAGAGAAUUCAUACUGGAGAGAAACCCUAUGAAUGUAAUACAUGUGGGAAACUUUUCAAUCACAGGUCAUCUCUUACUAAUCAUCAUAAAAUUCAUAUUGAAGAGAACCCCUAGAAAGUAGGUUUGCAUGUGUGACAUUCUGAAACCAAAGCUCAUCAGAAUACAUGAAAGUGAUGUAAUAAAUGUAAUGGAUAUGAAAAGCCGUUCUAUGAUUUAGUCAUCAAAUAAUAAAUUCCAAGGAUAAACCUAUGUAAUAGAUAAUGAGAAAAGUGGAAAUUGUUCAGUCCUAUCAGACACUUUAUAAUAACCUAAAAUGAAGAAUUCUUGCCUGGAGACAUUGACUUUGGGCAUUUGUAGAAUAAUUGUUUUCUCUACAGAAUCGCAUGCUGCAUAUCAUAUGUAAUUGUUAUAAACAUCUGGGUGAUGAGGGGAAGUGUGCACUGGAUUUCCUGUUAAACUGUAAACUUAAUACUUUUUUAUAUAACUGACAUUGUAAUAGUAUAUAAAAGAUGUGGUCAAAGAAAUUACACAUUUUUAGAGAAAAGGACCAAAUGAAAGGUAAAAAUGAAUUGUAAACUACCUCUGACUUUCUGGGGUUUGUCCUUUUCCUGACUUGAUGUCAAACUUUGUGCAUGGAUUUCAUUUAAAAGUAGAAAUAAAAGUCUGUUCUCUUCCUUUA
Mesoplodon densirostris (Blainville's beaked whale) is the source of this 2563-nucleotide messenger RNA. Its product is annotated as zinc finger protein 354A. Lineage: Eukaryota; Metazoa; Chordata; Mammalia; Artiodactyla; Ziphiidae. The transcript is spliced from 5 exons. The coding region runs from base 175 to 1998 and encodes 607 amino acids. Gene Ontology annotation, biological process: regulation of immune system process; regulation of cytokine production; negative regulation of transcription by RNA polymerase II. The record is from RefSeq and is a predicted model, not a curated record.